Messenger RNA from Endocarpon pusillum Z07020, 1410 nucleotides. RefSeq lists its product as uncharacterized. Gene Ontology annotation, biological process: transmembrane transport. The coding region runs from base 1 to 1410 and encodes 469 amino acids. The transcript has a single exon. The record is from RefSeq and is a predicted model, not a curated record. Gene Ontology annotation, molecular function: transmembrane transporter activity. NCBI's taxonomy places the organism in Eukaryota, Fungi, Ascomycota, Eurotiomycetes, Verrucariales, Verrucariaceae.
AUGUCCUCUCCACCCUUCGGGCUCCGCUGGCGGGCAUCCACCAUCUUCAUCAUCGCGACAGUUGCAGUGGGGAUUUUCACCGACCUUUUCCUCUACGGUCUCAUUGUCCCAGUCUUACCAUUUCUACUCCGUGACCGCAUCUCGGUUCCACAAGACCAAGUCCAAAGCUACUCAUCCGCCUUGCUGGCCUCUUACGCCGGAGCCAGUGUUUUGUUCUCCCUACCCGCAGGAUGGAUCGCCGACAGGACGAGUUCCCGGCGGCUACCAUUUCUCAGUGGGCUGGCGGCCUUGCUGGCUGCUACGUUGAUGUUGUCGCUCGGUAAGAGUAUUGCUGUGCUUGUCAUGGCGAGGGUCUUGCAAGGAAUGAGUGGAGCGGUGGUCUGGACAGUGGGAUUGGCUAUGAUUAUGGAUACGGUUGGGGUGGGGAACUUGGGCAAGGUGAUGGGCACGAUCUUCAGCUUUGUUUCUGUGGGCGAGCUAGCAGCACCGGUGCUUGGUGGAGUGCUGUACGACAAGACCGGGUUUGCUGGCGUAUUCGGACUGAGUGCUGGCAUUCUGGGCGUUGACUUCAUCAUGCGAUUACUCGUUGUCGAGAAGAAAGUUGCUGCUCGAUACGAGGACCCCAAGCAAAACGCUCCUGAAAGUGACACCACUGGCGACGCAGAAGACACCUCUCCAACCGAAGAAGACGCCCUCCUCCCCAAGACCGAGAAAGACUACUACACCAUCCCUCCCAACCAGAACUCCAUCGUACGCAAUCUCCCCGUUCUCUACUGCCUCACGUCUCCCCGUCUCCUCACCGCUCUCCUCCUCGCAUUCAUGCAUGCGUUCAUCCUCGGCACAUUCGACGCGACCGUCCCAACCGAAGCAGAAUCCCUCUUUCACUUCUCCUCUCUAAGAUCAGGCCUCCUCUUCAUCGCUCUUGAUGUUCCGUACCUAAUCUUCGGGCCUCUCGCCGGCUGGACCGUCGACAAAUACGGGCCUAAACCCGCCGCCGUAUUUGGGUUUGGCUAUCUGGUUCCUACGUUGAUUUUGCUGCGUCUGCCUCACGCCGGUAGCGGUAGUGGCCAGAUAAUCCUGUACUGCGCUCUGCUCUCGCUCUGUGGGGUGGGGAUGGGCGUCAUUGGCUCGCCUAGCAUUGUGGAGGCAUCGAAUGUGGUGCAGAAAUUCGAUAAGGCGAAUGGGGGGUUCUUUGGCACGAAUGGACCUUAUGCGCAGCUUUAUGGCCUGAAUUCACUGGUGUUCAGUGCUGGACUGGCCGUGGGCCCCGUUCUGUCGGGCACCUUGAGAGAUAGCAUUGGUUAUGGGAACAUGAAUUUGGUGGUUGCGAUCUUGUCAGGAGUCACAGCGAUUUUGUCGUUCGUAUUUAUUGGGGGCAAGCCAAAGAUGCUGAGAUCUAAGAAUAGAUAG